AUGGAAAAUAUAAAAGUUGCUGUAAGAAUAAGACCUUUAAAUGAAUAAGAAAAAAUAAACAAAGAAGAACCAAUAUUUGAAGUUCAAAAUGAUAAUUGCAUAUCCUUAAAUAAACAAUAUAUAAAAGAAUUAAUAAACUAAAAAAAAAUGAAUUUAAUGACAAAUAUUUCUUAUAAAUUUGAUAAAUGUUUCAAUCAAAAUUCUAGUAAUUAAAAUAUUUUUAAUGAAUUAGUCAAUUAAGUUACUUAAUCUGUUAUUAAAGGUAUAAAUUCAACUGUUUUUAUGUAUGGAUAAACAGGUAGUGGUAAAACUUAUACAACAUUAGAUUAAAUAUUAAGCAUAAUUUAAUAAGUAUUUUUUAUUUAAAAAAAAAAAAAAAUAUUAAAAAAAAAGAAUAAAUAAUAUACGUUUGGAAUAAAAUGUAGUUAUUUUGAAAUAUAUAAUGAGAAUAUUUAUGAUUUAUUAAAAGUGAAAAACUAAUUGGAAGAAAGUCUCUGCAUAUCUGAAAAUUUAAAUAAAAAAGAUUUCAUUAUUAAAAAUUUAAAAGAGUUUCCUAUUUAAUAUUUAGAGGAUGUUUUAGAUAUUAUAUAUUAAGGAGAAGAAAACAGACAUUAUGCGGAAACUAUAUUAAAUCAUACUUCCAGCAGAUCUCAUACUAUAUUUAAAUUGAGUUUAGUCUCUUAUAGCAAUAAUAAAAUAGUGUAAUAUUUGUAAAAUAAUAAUAAUAUUAAUAAUGUAAACAACUAACAUUUAUUAGAAUUAGUAGAAAAUAAUAAUACUAUUAUAACUGAAAUGCAUAAAUAGAAGAUAUUCUUUAAAUAAAAAUAACAAAAGAUAGAAUAAAAGAAAGUCAAUCUAUUAAUAAAAGUUUAUUCUUUUUAACUCAAGUGA
Molecule: messenger RNA, 891 nt
Organism: Ichthyophthirius multifiliis
Lineage: Eukaryota; Ciliophora; Oligohymenophorea; Hymenostomatida
Product: kinesin motor domain protein
Exons: 4
Biological process (GO): microtubule-based movement
Molecular function (GO): microtubule binding; ATP binding; microtubule motor activity
Source: RefSeq, a predicted model, not a curated record